ACAGAUAUUCAUUUGUAUUCGGCAAGCCAAAUUCCACGUCCACCAGAGAGUGCCUUGAAGGCGCUCCGCCCCGGGCCAAAGAAGACAACCCACAAUCCCGGACAGCCAAUACAUGAAUACGUCUCAUUCUUCUAUCACUCAGUCGAUAAGAGCUGCAUCCCAUCUGAAGUAGAGUUCCAGCACAUCAAAGCCAAGUCUAUCACUGCCAAUGAAAAGUUCAAGGUGCUCAAGGAUGUCCAGAUGGAUACAUAUGUCGAUGUGAUAGUUCAACUAGUCAGACAGCCCUACGACACCGCCGACAGAAUCACUCUCUGGAUAUCGGAUUUCUCUGAAAACGACAGCUUCUUUCAUUUUGCAUGGAAGGGGCCUGCUAUUCGUGCAGAUAAGCCCGUGGAUCCCCAUGAGUCUGAAUACGACAUGCCAUACGGUGCAGGCUCAGGAGGGGAGUGGAAAGGUCCGUUUGGGAAACGAAGCAUGCAAGUCACUUGUUACGAUCAACAUGCGGCAUACAUCAGAGAUCAAAAACUUUCUAUGGGCUCUUGGGUCAUGCUUCGAAAUCUUCACAUAAAAUACGGACGUAACGCCGCAAAUCUCGAGGGCUUCUUACGAGGAGAAAGAAAUGAUUCAGAUCUAAAGAUUAACAUCACGCAGAUGGAUACCACAGAUACGGAGUCUCCUGAUCCUCGCCUCAAAGAGGCUCUCCGCCGUAAACUUGCCUAUGAAAAGUUGAAACAGGCUGAAACGCAAGAGAUAUUCAACGCAUCAUGGGCCGGAAAGAAGAGAAAGAGUGACUUGGCUGAAAUGGGGAUCACAUCAAGCGAUAAGCCAAAGAGGAACAAGAACAAGAAUAAGAAUAAGAAUAAGGCAAAGAAGAAAUCAAUGGGACAUGAAGAGUCUGUGACAUCGUCAGCUGCAGUGUCGACUAUAUCUUCAACAAAUGUCAAUAAUUCAAAUGUCAAAUGCGAUUACGAAAACAAGACCAUCAGCACCUUUGAGGACAUCUUGGAUCCUAUAUACCUCAAAACGAAAGUCAACGACCAGGAAGUCGAAUUACAGCUUCCCUUUGUAAACUUGAACUACCGCGCGGACGUGCGAAUCAUCAAUUUCAUGCCUCAUGAUCUCAGAGAUUUUGCUCAGCCAAAAAAGAUUUCGGAAUACGCGAUACUUUCUGAUUAUGAGGAAUCGGACGCGGAUUCCGACGAAGAGAGACGGUCAACAGCGGACCCUGACGAGGUGCGACAAUGGGAAUGGCGAUUCUUCUUGGAAUUAGAAGAUGCCAAUUCCCCCAAAGACCAAGGGGGAAAGAAGAAAACCCUCUGGGUAGCAGUAAACAACUUUUCUGCACAGUGUCUUUUGAAUCUGGACGCUUCUGAUUUGCAUCAAGACGACGACAAUCUCGAUAUUCUACGUGACCGGCUAUUUCUCUUAUGGGGAGAAUUAGAAGAAAAGAAGAGCAUCGGAGAAGCAAACAAGCGCCGCGCAGCUCGGGUAGCUCUAGCAAACACAGCUACGAAUCGGCCUCCAUCGCAUAGUUCCGACGAUGAGGGCACUGCACCGCAGCAACAAGAAAUAGAACUACGAUCGUCGCAAAUCAGCAACCUGCCAUUUAGUUGCUGCAUUCGCCAAUACGGAGUCAAAGUUGGCGAAGAGGAUCCAGCCAAGGCGGACGCAGGCGAAGGCAAGAGGUGGCAGCGAAUGUUUGGAUUGUUCGGAACAAAGAUC
This is a messenger RNA of Trichoderma atroviride IMI 206040, 1722 nucleotides long. Lineage: Eukaryota; Fungi; Ascomycota; Sordariomycetes; Hypocreales; Hypocreaceae. The record is from RefSeq and is a predicted model, not a curated record.